Acaromyces ingoldii is the source of this 2817-nucleotide messenger RNA. RefSeq names its product putative CDC48-microsomal protein of CDC48/PAS1/SEC18 family of ATPase. The transcript has 3 exons. Gene Ontology annotation, molecular function: polyubiquitin modification-dependent protein binding; ATP binding; ATP hydrolysis activity. Bases 177 to 2675 code for a protein of 832 amino acids. The record is from RefSeq and is a predicted model, not a curated record. NCBI's taxonomy places the organism in Eukaryota, Fungi, Basidiomycota, Exobasidiomycetes, Exobasidiales, Cryptobasidiaceae. Gene Ontology annotation, biological process: retrograde protein transport, ER to cytosol; autophagosome maturation; mitotic spindle disassembly. Gene Ontology annotation, cellular component: nucleus; cytosol; VCP-NPL4-UFD1 AAA ATPase complex.
CUGCGAAGCAUCUUGAAUCUUCCCAUCACCACUCCCUUCGACACUUCUCGGCUCGCCUCGCUCAGAUCCGAUUGAAAGCUGCGAACACUUGGAGGCUCGCUGCUGGACAAAGGAGAAGCAAUCAAGUAACGCCACCAUAGACCAAGUGCACACUCACUCGCACUCACACACACACCAUGGCGGAUCCGAAACCUGCUCAGCCGGUGCCAGCAGGUGGCGAGGACAAGAAGGAGGAGACCGCCACUGCGAUCCUUCGCCAGAAGAAAUCCCCCAAUCGUCUAUUCGUCGAAGAGUCGACUACGGACGACAACUCGGUAGCAUGCCUGUCUGCUGCCAAGAUGGAGGAGCUUGGCCUCUUCCGAGGCGACACAAUCCUCCUCCGAGGCAAGAAGAGGCGCGACACUGUUCUCAUCUGCCUGACCGAUGAGAAUACCGAGGAUGCCAAGAUCAGACUCAACAAGGUCGCCCGAAACAACCUCCGUGUCAAGCUCGGCGACAUGAUCACAGUACACGCAUGCCACGACAUCAAGUACGGCAAGCGUAUUCACGUCCUGCCCUUCGACGACAGCGUUGAAGGCCUCACAGGUAACAUUUUCGACGUCUACCUCAAGCCAUACUUCCUCGAGGCAUACCGACCGGUCCGCAAGGGCGACACGUUUACAGUCCGAGGAGGCAUGAGGGCUGUCGAGUUCAAGGUCAUUGAGACGGACCCCGCAGAGUUUUGCAUUGUGGCGCAGGACACGGUCAUUCACACCGAAGGCGACCCAGUCAAGCGCGAGGACGAGGAGGCAAGCCUUGCGGACGUGGGCUACGACGAUUUGGGCGGCUGCCGCAAGCAGCUGGCGCAAAUUCGCGAGAUGGUCGAACUGCCGCUGCGACACCCUCAGCUCUUUAAGAGCAUCGGUAUCAAGCCUCCUCGUGGUGUUCUCAUGUUCGGCCCACCCGGUACGGGUAAGACACUGAUGGCGAGAGCCGUUGCCAACGAGACGGGUGCUUUCUUCUUCCUCAUCAACGGCCCAGAGAUCAUGAGCAAGAUGGCCGGUGAAUCUGAGUCGAACUUGCGCAAGGCCUUUGAAGAGGCCGAGAAGAACUCGCCCGCAAUCAUCUUCAUCGAUGAGAUCGACUCGAUUGCGCCCAAGCGAGACAAGACCAAUGGAGAAGUCGAGCGCCGCGUCGUUUCUCAGCUCCUUACCCUCAUGGACGGCCUCAAAGCUCGCUCCAACAUCGUCGUCAUGGCGGCCACCAACCGGCCAAACUCGAUCGACCCUGCUCUUCGAAGGUUCGGCCGAUUCGAUCGCGAGGUCGACAUUGGCAUUCCUGACCCUACCGGCCGUCUCGAGAUCUUGCGCAUUCACACGAAGAACAUGAAGCUGGGCGACGAUGUCGACCUCGAACAGAUUGCUGGCGAAACGCACGGAUACGUCGGAUCUGACAUUGCCAGCCUGUGCUCGGAGGCAGCCAUGCAGCAGAUUCGUGAGAAGAUGGAUCUCAUCGACCUCGAUGAGGACACCAUCGAUGCCGAGGUCCUCGACUCUCUUGGUGUCACAAUGGAGAACUUCCGCUUCGCCCUCGGAAUCUCGAACCCGUCGGCCCUUCGCGAGACUGUCGUCGAGGUGCCCACAGUCACUUGGAAGGACAUCGGUGGUCUGGAGAAGGUCAAGCAGGAGCUCCAGGAAACGGUCUCGUACCCCGUCGAGCACCCAGAGAAGUUCCUCAAGUACGGCAUGUCGCCCUCAAAGGGUGUGCUCUUCUACGGUCCCCCUGGUACGGGUAAGACGAUGCUCGCCAAGGCCAUCGCCAACGAGUGCCAGGCCAACUUCAUCUCCAUCAAGGGACCCGAGCUCCUCACAAUGUGGUUCGGAGAGUCAGAAGCCAACGUCCGUGACGUCUUCGACAAGGCUCGCGCUGCCGCACCCUGCGUCAUGUUCUUUGACGAGCUCGACGCCAUUGCCAAGUCUCGUGGCGGCUCUUCCGGUGACGCCGGCGGUGCUGGCGACCGUGUCAUCAACCAGAUCCUUACUGAGAUGGACGGCAUGAAUGCCAAAAAGAACGUUUUCGUCAUUGGCGCCACCAACAGACCCGACCAGAUCGACCCUGCCAUCCUUCGUCCCGGCCGUCUGGACCAGCUGAUCUACAUCAGCCUUCCCGACGAGGCCUCGCGCCUGUCCAUCUUCACUGCGACACUGGCCAAGUCGCCCGUCGAAGGCGUCGACCUCAACUACCUGGCCAAGCACACCAACGGCUUCUCUGGUGCCGACAUCGCUGAGAUCUGCCAGCGGGCAGCCAAGCUUGCCAUCCGCGAGUCGAUCGAGGCCGACAUCAAGCGUCAGCGUGAGCGCGACGAGAAGCGGGCCGCAGCGGGCGAGACGACCGAUGAGGUCAAGAUGGAAGAGGACGGCGAAGAGGCCGACUUUGAGGACCCUGUGCCUCGUAUCACGCCUGCUCACUUCGAGGUGGCCAUGAGCUUCGCGAGACGGAGUGUCUCGGACGCCGACCUGCGCCGGUACGAGAUGUUUGCGCAGAACCUGCAGCAGACGAGGAGCUUUGGCAGCUCAUUCAAGUUCCCGGACUCGGCCGAUGGGAGCGCACCGAGCGGGGGCGCCCCAGGCGCGGGAGGCGGCGGUGGCGGCGCUUCCUUCGGGAACGACGGCGACGACGACGAUCUCUAUGCAUGAGAUGCCCCCUCCUCUUCCCUUUCCCCAUUGCUCUCUCCGAGAAUUUGUGAAAAGUAACUCCUUGCGAUUCUCUUCCCACCUGUCUUCGCCUCUGACCUCUCUCUCUGUGUCUGAUGAAUGAAAGAUUGAACAUCUUAGAUGA